AUAUCCGAUGUUCGACCCGCACAAACUAAUCAGCUAGACCGAACAGCGCCUCUGGUUCCAGCCAAUUCACAUGAUCGAGCCGGAACUUUAGUUCCUUACACUGCUGCUACAGCUAGUCUACCGAACCUAAACAAAAAGAAUCUGUCUGCUGUUGACCAGCACAGACUUGAGCUCCUCCAGCAGAUAGAAGAGACCAAGCGACGUCGGGAGCUCGAACGCGAAAAAGAAAGAUUGGAGGAACAGAAGGAGAUGGAAAAACUCGAGCGGUACAAUGAGAAAAUAAGAAAGGAGAAGGAAGAGGAAGAAAGGAAGUUAAGAGAAAGAGCAAGACUUAUCGAAAAACGAAGUGAGCAGCUGUACGAAAAACAAUCCAAGCCUCAGCGCCAGAGGUCGCCACCGCCACGAGCGCGCCAAGAAGAGCGUCGUUCUCCAUCACCGUCGGAAACGCCCAAACUGGAAUGGUGGGAAAAGAAACCUUCAUGGCAGCAAAAG
This is a messenger RNA of Ostertagia ostertagi, 492 nucleotides long. NCBI's taxonomy places the organism in Eukaryota, Metazoa, Nematoda, Chromadorea, Rhabditida, Trichostrongylidae. The record is from the annotation of a GenBank genome assembly.